This is a messenger RNA of Mesorhabditis spiculigera, 2673 nucleotides long. The record is from the annotation of a GenBank genome assembly. NCBI's taxonomy places the organism in Eukaryota, Metazoa, Nematoda, Chromadorea, Rhabditida, Rhabditidae.
AUGCGAUCGCCGGGCCACGUCAUCUCGCAUGCUAUUUGUGAAUUUUUCCGGAAGACAGGAGUCCAGGUUUACAGACACCCAGCCCCGUUCUUCUGGAUUCCGGUCCUUUUGACGGCGUUCAGCGCCUUUGGCUUGCUGAGAUGGCACGAGGAGAAUCGGAUAUGGUACCUCUACUCUCCCACAGGUGCGGCCUCGCAUUAUGAACACGCAGUCGCGAAUGAAUUUUUCGACGAUCGAGGCGGAAAAUUUUGGCUUGAGCUAGCCAUCACAGCUCACGAUAUGGGAAAUUUACUACGACGUGAAUAUCUAGACAGCAUCGACGAGUUAUCCCAAUAUUUGCAGUUCAACUUCACCGUAACCUGCCCUGCCACCAUAGAAAGCAGUGGGAACUGCUCGUUUGAUUCGUUGUGUUCUGGGUCAUGUAAUGAUAAUCAGGUGGUCCCCAUCUUCAACCUCAUCUACCGGAAUUCGAGCAGGAGAUUGCAUCCAAAUUUUCGGUUGACCUUCCCGACCAUGCACCUCUACAACGACGAGUACUACGUGGGCGAGCACUUUGCCGGAGUAAAGCUGGACCCGAAAACCAAUCUUAUAUCUGACAUCAAGGUGAUCAUGCUGUACUACAGAACGGAUCGGCAGAACCCAGCUGUGGACGAGACGUUGAAACGGUGGGAGAACGAGAUGAACACGUACACCCAGAACUUUAAACAUCCUCUACUGAAUAUAUCAUCUACUAGUGAUGGGAUUGUUUCGAAAGAGGUUCGUCGCAACGGUUUUUCCUGCGUCCCCUACUUCAACAUCUCCAUCGUCAUCGUCGUGCUGUUCAUCUUCGCGACAAAUUGGCGAGAACAUUUCACAAUCUCACACAACGCUGUCAUGGCUAUCUUGGGCAUCGCCGGGCCAUUAAUGGCGAUUGGAACAACAUUCGGACUCCUCCUGCUCAUCGGGCUCCCCUUCAACUCGAUCACGCUCGUGAUGCCGUUCUUGAUCAUUGGAGUGGGAUGUGACGAUGUGUUCAUCAUCAUCCACGCCCACAGAAAAGCUAACAAGAACUCGUCACUGGAAGACCAGAUGGCUCAUACCAUGGAAGAGGCGGGCCCCUCAAUUACCGUAACCUCCGCUACCAACGUCCUUUCGUUUGCCAUCGGAAUCCUGACGCCAACCCCGGCAAUCUCCCUCUUUUGCCUCUACACCUGCGUGGCUGUUUUUAUCGAUUUUAUCUAUCAGCUAACCUUCUUCGUGGCGGCCAUGGUUUACGAAGAAAAGCGGCAAGCCGCCCAGAAAGUACGCCAAAGCCAGAAGCAGCAAAAAUACGAGGUGGCCGCGAUACAAAGCGCAAGCGAGGAGCAGAGCGUAGCCGAGCGGACGGUCGAGAUGAAGAAGCACCAUAACGGCAUCGUCAGCAAGUAUUGCCGUGUACUCAAUUGGUGGCAGACUCGAUUGGCCUUGUUACUGGUGUUGUUCUGCUACUGGUAUGUCUCGUAUAAGGGAUGCGCUUCGAUGGAGAUAAAGAUGGACACCGCCAACCUGGUCCCCAAAGACUCGCGCCUCAUCGGCAUCAAGUACAUCUACGAGCAGUUUGUGUGGCGCGAGGGUCAGCUGAUCCUGGUGUUCGUCAACGCUCCGCCGGACGUCACCACCGAGGACGGGCAGCGCGACAUGUUCUCGUUGGUCGACCGCUUCGAGCGGUUGCCAUUUGCCAUGGGGCGGAACUCGACGAGUUUCUGGCUGCGAAGCUUCUUGUCGCAGAGCACCCUCUACGUCAACAGCAACCAAACGUUCUACAACCUGCUCAACAGCUGGAUGCAGGACCCGGAGAAUGGAGGAUCGCGCUGGAACGACAUGGUGCGUCUGCGAAGACAGGGACAAGACGUCGUCGGUGUCCAGAAGUUCAUGUUCGCCACCGGGUACAGCCUGGGCGAGCUGGCCGGCUGGGGAGCACGCUCCCAAAUCCAGGCCGUCUGGCGGAACGUCGUGAAGGAGUACGCCGCGUACAACGUCACCAUAUUCCAGCCCUAUUCAUUCUACGUCGACCAGCUCGAUUCGAUCGCCGGAAACACGGCUUCGACGGUGAUUGUGGCCGCGUUGACGAUGGACCUGGCUUGCUUGAUGAUGAUUCCGUCGAUGAGCAGCAUCUUGUCGAGCACCGUCGCCAUGAUAUCCAUCAACAUCGGCGUGUUCGGCCUGCUGUCGAUGUGGGGCGUCAACCUGGACCCGAUCUCGAUGUGCACCACCUUAAUGUCGAUCGGGUUCUCCGUCGAUUUCACAGCCCACAUCAGCUACCACUACUAUCGUAACCCGAUCUCCUGGACUACCGACGAGCGGCUUGCGGAUGCGUUGCGGAAUAUCGGAUGGCCAAUGCUGCAAGCCGGUUUUUCGACGAUUCUCAGCGUUUCCCCGCUGCUGAUCGUCGAUUCUUACAUGAUUCUCGUCUUCUGGAAGACGAUCUUCCUGGUGACAGCUCUCGGGCUGGCACACGGCAUCAUUUUCCUCCCGGCCUUGCUGCUUACGGUGGGUCGUGCUCAACAGCAGCCGAGCAAGAAGAUCUCAGAGGCCGGAGCCAGCGAUAAAACAAUUUCCGAUCACAAAGCGCCGAUCGAAUUCGCGCAAAUCACGCAGGUUGAGGAGCAGCCAAAGAAAAUCGACGAAACCCCACGGUCAACGCGGAAUAGCGGA